Rhododendron vialii is the source of this 2293-nucleotide messenger RNA. Its product is annotated as F-box/kelch-repeat protein At3g23880-like. The record is from RefSeq and is a predicted model, not a curated record. The coding region runs from base 984 to 2174 and encodes 396 amino acids. Gene Ontology annotation, molecular function: protein binding. The transcript is spliced from 2 exons. Lineage: Eukaryota; Viridiplantae; Streptophyta; Magnoliopsida; Ericales; Ericaceae.
UCAAGUCACAAACAUGCUUUUGUUUUGCAGUGUUGAUAAAACAAGUACAUUGUGACCUCAAAUUUGAGAGGGGAUUGAGAGUGAAAAUCAAAUACGGAGUACAUUACCUAAGCUUGAGAGGUUGUACUAGUUUUGGACAUUCUAAACGCUACCAUGUUGUUUGAUAGGAUUACUCACUGAGAAUGGAAGAUUAGAUAUUGAAUAUCUGAGAGUUGGAAAGUUGUUUAAAGAAAAGAGAAAUGAAGUGUUAACAUAUUUAAGCCAAAGUAUUCAAAAAUUUGAGAAAUGAAGUGUUUACAUAGUUAACCCCCAUGGUUUGAGGUACCCAUUGACUCAUUGAGAAGUGUUCAAAAAUGGACAAAUGGAAACCUGUCUUUAUUUCUCAUCCUUCCUGUUCCUGGGUUCUCUUAGCUGUCGAUAUCACCACCGUUUGUUGCAAUUUGAAGGCGCUUGGGCUUUAAACACUUCUACCAUGCAGCAAUCCUAAUUCGCGAGAAAUUUUUGGGUGCCGAGAGCAGUGGUGGCUUCAGAAUUUUAGUUCAGCGGUGAUAAAAUUACAAAAAAAAAAAAUUGUAUGCAAAGCUCUAUGAAAAAUGCACAUAUUUAUAUUUGGAUAAAAUUUUAGUAGGCCUAAUCUAUUAUGUAUAUUUGAGCUGUAGUACCUACACACUUACAAACUUAAGUGAUUUUUCACUUACUUUGACUAUAUAUGAAUGAUUCGAUGCCAAUAGCAUUUUUUUGAAUCCAGCCCCCUGGAAAUCCAGUAGGCCCGCCCCUGGCCGGGAGGGUACCACGUCGCAUCCAUACAUGGUGCCCAUUAACCAAUCAGAGGAAGACAACUAUUCUUUGAUGCAGUAUUCGGUCAACAAUUAACCCUUGAAGAUAACGAAGAGAAUAACAGCAAUUUAAAUUUCUCUCUCCAUUUCCGCUUCCCCAAUAAUAGUCAAAAGGCUCAAAACACAGACAAAGUCAGAGCACCAUCUAUGGCGACCGAAAGCAGCUCCAGUACUUGCCGGCAACUCAAGAAGACCAAGCAGCCCUCUCAUAGCCCCCUCUCGACGGACGAUUCUCUCCUACUUCCGCUUCUCCCGCCGGAAAUCAUCUUUGAGGUACUAUCUAGACUACCCGUCAAGUCUCUGUUGCGAUUCAAGUGCGUUUCUAAAUCAUGGCGUUCUUUGAUAUCUCAACCCGAAUUCGUGAAAGCCCAUCACAGUUUAGCAUCAGUGAACACUGAUUAUACCCACCACAGACUCCUCCUAAUCUAUUUCAAAUCCUAUCCCCGUGUUGAUUUCAAGUCAUGCUCCCUUUACUCUGUCGUGAAUGAGAAAUCUGAUACCGCUGUUGACCUUGAUUGCCCUGUGAGUGUGUAUCAUAAUACAACAUGGGUUGUUGGUUGCUGCUAUGGCUUAGUGUGCUUCGUAGCUGGAAAGGAAGUAUCGAUAUGGAACCCGUCUACUAGAAAAUCCAAGAGAUUGCCGGAUGUUGAAAUGGUAAACCACUACUUGAAGACGUAUGGGUUUGGAUAUGAUGAGUCUGUCGAUGAUUUCAAGGUGGUGGGAUUCUUUUGUGAUCCACGUAAUAGUGGGCAUGAGGUUGAAGUGAGGGUUUAUACAUUAAGGACUGAUUCAUGGAGGAGGACUAAAGGCUUUCUUGGCCAUCUUCCUCCGCAUGUUUCGCAGGCAUUUGUGAGUGGGGCGCUCCAUUGGUUUUCACGUGGCAAUGGCAGUAGGGUUAUUGUUUCUUUUGAUCUGUUGAAGGAAACGUUUGGAGAGGUUGCGGAACCUGAUUAUCAAGAUGGUCUUCAUCCGGCCAGGUUGGAUGCUUUAAAUGGAUGCCUCUGUAUACUUCGUACCUUCAAAGAUUUUCUUGAUGUAUGGGUAAUGAAAGAAUAUGGAACUAGAGAGUCUUGGACCAAGUUGGUGGUCAUACCUUAUGUUUCAGGUCCAUAUUAUGUGUGUUUUCCACUAUUGUGGACUUCGAAGAUCGGUGAAGUCUUAUUGGGUAUCCAGAAGCAAUUAAUUCGGUACAAUUCCAAAGAUGGCACAUUUAGUUACCCUAAGAUUCACAAUGGGUCAUCGUGUUAUAUUGUGCAUUCCUAUGUUGAGAGCCUCUUCUCACCUGACAUUGAUGCUGAGAGUGGGGUUCAAUGGCAACAGCUGCAACUCCCAUACUGAAGGAAAUGGAGGAAUUUGUGUGAAUGGGGUCCUUCAUUGGACUGCAAGCGGCGAGUCCCAUAAGGUUAUUGUUUCUCUCGAUCUGUUAAAGGAGACUUUUGGAGAGGUUUUGCUUCCUG